AUACCACCAAAUUCAAAAAUCAAUUAUCCAAAAUUUGUUGACGGGAUCGAAUAGAUGAUGAUCCGAUCCCGCUACUCCGCUCUCGCAUUCAUUAUCCUUACCUUCUCGAUCAUCGCUGUGUGUGAUAAGCUUUCCGACGGCGGAGAUUUCCUCAGGCUUCCUUCCGAAGCUCGCCGCUUCUUCGACGGCGAUGACGUCGGCACUAGAUGGGCUAUCCUCUUAGCUGGCUCCAACGGCUACUGGAAUUAUCGCCACCAGGCUGAUGUAUGCCAUGCGUAUCAAGUCUUAAAACGAGGUGGUCUCAAAGAUGAAAACAUUGUUGUUUUCAUGUAUGAUGACAUUGCUAACAAUGAAGAGAAUCCAAGGCGUGGAAUUAUAGUCAAUAGUCCUCAUGGUGAGGAUGUCUACAAUGGAGUUCCAAAGGAUUAUGUUGGAGAACAUGUUACUGUCGACAACUUUUUUGCCGUCCUUCUUGGGAACAAAACUGCAGUUAAAGGAGGUAGCGGAAAAGUCGUGGACAGUGGUCCCAAUGAUAAUAUAUUCAUAUACUACUCCGAUCAUGGUGGUCCUGGGGUGCUUGGGAUGCCUACCAGUCCGUACCUUUAUGCGAAUGAUCUGUUCAAUGUUUUAAAGAAGAAGCAUGCUUCCGGAACAUAUAACAGCUUGGUAUUUUACCUUGAAGCAUGCGAGUCUGGAAGUAUAUUCGAAGGUCUUCUUCCUGAAGGCUUGAAUAUUUAUGCAACCACGGCAGCAAAUGCAGAAGAAAGUAGCUGGGGAACGUACUGUCCAGGAGACUCUCCUAGUUCUACACCUGAUGAAUACGGGACGUGCUUAGCUGAUUUGUAUAGUGUUGCAUGGAUGGAGGACAGUGACGCGCAUAAUCUACGCACCGAGACUUUGAGACAACAAUAUCAGCUGGUGAAAAAGAGAACUGCUGCUGGAAAUUCUUAUUAUGGCUCCCAUGUCAUGCAAUAUGGUGAUCUGAAACAAAGUUUGGAUACUCUUUACAUGUACAUGGGUACAAAUCCUGCAAAUGACAACUUUACUUUGUUGAGUGAUAACUUUCUGUUGCCAUCUUCCAAAGCUGUAAACCAGCGGGAUGCAGAUCUUCUACAUUUUUGGCAUAAGUUCAGUAAGGCUCCUGAAGGCUCGACGAGGAAAUUUGAAUCCCAGCAACACCUUGCGGAAGCUAUGACACAUCGAACACACAUAGACCACAAUAUUAAACUUAUUGGAAAACUUCUUUUCGGGAUCGAGAGGGGCCCCGAAGUGCUCAACAAUGUCAGACCUGCCGGAGAACCUCUUGUGGAUGACUGGAAUUGCCUUAAAUUGCUGGUUCGAAAAUUUGAGACUUAUUGUGGAUCUCUAUCCCAGUACGGGAUGAAACAUAUGCGUUCCAUCGCCAAUAUCUGCAAUGCUGGGGUGAAUGUACAGCAAAUGGCCGAAGCAUCCUCCCAAGCCUGCACCAGUUUCCCUUCUAACCCUUGGAGCUCGCUGCACAGGGGCUUCAGUGCUUGAUGGUCGACGGACAAACCUUGAAUGUCUAGGUUAAUAUUUCUCUGUAUAUGGAUCUAUUUCUUGGCCUUCAAUGCAAAAUUGUUACUAUUAUGAUUCUCUCCUAUAAGGAAAGAUUUCCUCCA
Molecule: messenger RNA, 1640 nt
Organism: Salvia hispanica
Lineage: Eukaryota; Viridiplantae; Streptophyta; Magnoliopsida; Lamiales; Lamiaceae
Product: vacuolar-processing enzyme-like
Biological process (GO): vacuolar protein processing
Molecular function (GO): cysteine-type endopeptidase activity
Source: RefSeq, a predicted model, not a curated record